Cicer arietinum (chickpea) is the source of this 986-nucleotide messenger RNA. RefSeq names its product protein FATTY ACID EXPORT 2, chloroplastic. Gene Ontology annotation, biological process: fatty acid transport. NCBI's taxonomy places the organism in Eukaryota, Viridiplantae, Streptophyta, Magnoliopsida, Fabales, Fabaceae. Gene Ontology annotation, molecular function: fatty acid transmembrane transporter activity. The record is from RefSeq and is a predicted model, not a curated record. Gene Ontology annotation, cellular component: chloroplast inner membrane.
AUUGGACUGGUCUGUUUAAAAAAUACCGAAAGAGAGGCCCAAUAGACAAAACCGCGGCGCCAAAAGAAUUUCAUUUCAGAAGUGUGCAAUUCCAGAACGUCAUCAAUGGCAGAGUCUAUAGCGGUUUUUGGAGUUUCCACUUCCAAACUUCUCUCCUUCUCUCUUCGCCCUAACACCGUUUACCGUUCCCACUCUCCUACUAUCGUUCGCUCCUUCCACGCAGAUCCUCCUCCUUCUUUCCCUUACUUAACUCUUUCCAAUUCACACUCUCAGGUCUCCGUUGUUUCUUCCGAUUCCAAGACCGCUUCAUUUGACCUAAGUGCCCCUGAUUUGGACAAUACCAGCGGCGGCGGAGGUUUCGAAGGAAACGGAGACGAUUUUGGCGGCGGCGGUGGUGGCAGCGGCGGCGGAGGAGAUAAUAGUGAUAAAGGCAAAGAAGGAUCGGACGGAGAUAAGAGGAAAAUGGCUUUGUCAAUGUCUCAGAAAUUAACUCUAGGUUAUGCUAUUCUCGUCGGAGCGGGUGGUGUAAUGGGCUAUCUCAAGAGUGGCAGUCAGAAGUCACUUUUGGCCGGGGGUUUGUCUUCUGCACUGCUGUAUUAUGUUUAUACUGAGCUACCUGGAAGACCUGUUUUAGCAUCAUCUGUGGGACUAGGCAUAUCUGCUGCACUACUUGCGGUGAUGGGUUCUCGCUUCAAGAAAUCGGGGAAGAUAUUUCCAGCAGGUGUUGUGUCACUGGUAUCAUUCAUAAUGACCGGUGGUUACUUGCAUGGAAUUAUGCGUAGUACACACUAGAAUGUAAAUAAGGAAAGUGAGAUAUCCUGUAAACUUUGCUAAAUACAAUCCCCUAAUGUUAUGAAACUAGUGUUCUAUCCUGUAUACCCAUGGUUUAUGUUAGUUAUACAGGUAAACCUUUGUUGUGAAAUAAGGAUUGUGAACGUGAACUUUUCGUUUGGCCAAUGUUUACACACGUUCCUCUUUUUUGUUCC